Ipomoea triloba (trilobed morning glory) is the source of this 1449-nucleotide messenger RNA. Its product is annotated as acetylajmalan esterase-like. Lineage: Eukaryota; Viridiplantae; Streptophyta; Magnoliopsida; Solanales; Convolvulaceae. The record is from RefSeq and is a predicted model, not a curated record. Bases 34 to 1143 code for a protein of 369 amino acids. Gene Ontology annotation, molecular function: hydrolase activity, acting on ester bonds. The transcript has a single exon.
AACGGCGAUCGAGUCAGUCUGCAAUAAUCUGCAAUGGCUUAUUCUUCUUCAUUCCUUCUAACUGCUUUCAUUCUCUUCCCUUUAGCCUUUGCUACCAACUCGCCGCCCCUUCCCCCCUUCAAACGCAUCUACCAGUUCGGCAAUUCCAUCUCCGACACCGGAAACUUACUCCGCCUCCCCGGCGCCACGAUGCAUUACCCCGCCUACCGCCUACCUUACGGGGAAACCUUCUUCCAUAAGGCCACAGGACGGUUCUCCGACGGUCGCCUCAUCGUCGACUUCAUCGCCGCCGCUCUCAAGCUCCCGUUCCUCGACGCUUACCUGGACGCCGACGGUUCAUUCGCUCAGGGCGUCAAUUUCGCCGUCGCCGGAGCCACGGCGCUCGACGUAGGGUUUUUCGCGAAGAGGAACAUUAGCACCUCCAAUUCCAAACCGCCGAUCAGCAAGCAAUUGGAGUGGUUCGACAAUCAUCUCAAAUCUACCUUCCAAUCCCCCGCUUCGCGCUCGAAUUGCUUCGAGAAUUCGCUUUUCAUCUUCGGAGAAUUUGGCGGGAACGACUAUUUCCCCUUCUUCCGCCAAGGAUGGUCGAUUGAAGAGGUUAGAACUCUCGUCCCUCGCGUCGUCGCCGCAAUUAUUCACGGAAUCAAACGGAUCGUCGAGCUCGGAGCAAAGCGGAUCCUCGUUCCCGGCCCGUUCCCGUUCGGAUGCAUGCCGUCUCAACUCGCCUCCUCCAAUUCCUCCGAUCCGUCCGAUUACGACGGCCUUGGAUGCCUCAAAUCCUUCAACGCUUUCAGUUCCUACCACAACCGAUUUCUAAGCCGCGCUCUCUCGAUACUCAAUCGCGAAGUCUCCAGCGAGGGCGUUGUGAUCGUUUACGCCGACUAUGAAGGCGCUUUCCUGGAAAUUCUCCGGAAAUCGUCUCUAUACGGAUUCGAUAGGGAGUGGUUGCACAAAGCCUGCUGCGGAGCGAUCGGGGAGAAGUAUCGUUAUGACUACUCCGAACCUUGCGGAACCAACGGCACUGACGUAUGCCCUAGCCCUGCUCACGCCAUGCAUUGGGACGGCGUUCAUCUCACCGAUGCAUCUUAUCAUCGCAUUUCUCAGAUUAUCAUUCGUCAGUCGAUAACUAAGCUGAAGAUCUAAGUGUUAGUACGAUGGAUUUAGUGAUUAAUCUAAAAUAUUACACGUGUGAAUUUAAAUUAUAUUCUUAGUUUUUCGUCAGUUUAUUGUUUUAAUAUGUGAAUAAUAAAAUAAAUAUUAUUUUUGGGUGGUCAACAGGCUGCCCUUUAGGAGUCAAAUUUGUAACUUGUGAGGGUAAUCCCGAUCAAGAUGGCUACUCAGAUAAAAACUUGUAAUCAUGUAUCACGAGUUCAAAUCUCAUGCCAGCUCUAUUGGUUUGAGCCUGUCAAUGAUCUAUGACCAAACUAGGUUGGUUUAUCUCCUUGUGAU